ACUAUUAUGUUUAAAAUGGCGCUGUGUUCUAUCCAGAUUUGCAGUUUACUUCAAAACAGACUUCAGAGUAUUCCCUUGAUCACCUAUUGAAUGGGAUUUUAUGUAGAAUGUAACUAGUUUAUUUAUGCCACAGAAUCGUGGAAUUCUUCGUUUGUUUACAUUAUAAACCAUUGUUAAUUGGUCUUUAUAAAAUUUAUAAAAACUUUUAAAAAUGAAUAAAAUCAUUCAACGUAACGGAGAUAUUGAAAAGAGGAUACGUGAAUUCGAAAGGAUAUAUUUGCAAGGUCCUGCGGAUAGUGAUGGCACAGUUUUAAGUUUGGAAACACUUUUAGAUGCAUUUCUACUUUUAUACGAUGAGUGCGUAAACUCGUCAUUGAGACGGGAGAAGAUUGUAAAUGAUUUCGUAAAGUUUGCUCAACCUGUUGUUAACAAGGUGAGAGAUCUACGUAUCCGACGGACCGAUUUCGAAACGCUAAAAGUAAUAGGAAGAGGAGCUUUUGGAGAGGUUUCGGUCGUUAAGCAAAAGGAUACUGAAGAUGUCUACGCUAUGAAGAUAUUGAAUAAAUGGGAAAUGCAAAAGAGAGCAGAGACGGCUCGAUUUCAAGAAGAACGCGAUGUUCUUGUUCACGGAGAUCGAAGAUGGAUUACAAGACUUCAUUACGCUUUCCAAGAUGAUGAAAACCUGUAUUUACUAAUGGAUUACUAUUGCGGUGGUGAUCUAUUAACUCUUAUUCUAAAAUAUCCCGAAGAAAGAGUACCGGAAGAUGUAACGAGAUUUUAUAUAGCGGAAAUUGUGUUGGCUAUUAACUCUUUGCAUAAUCUAAGAUAUGUUCAUCGGGAUAUAAAGCCUGAUAAUGUUCUAAUUGAUAGAACCGGUCAUAUCGUCUUAGCUGACUUUGGCUCUUGCUUAAAAUUAAGAGAUGAUGGAACGGUUAAUUCUUCCGUAUCAGUUGGAACGCCGGAUUAUAUAUCUCCAGAGAUUUUAAUGGCGAUGGAAAAAGAUAAAGAGAAAGGAAGUUAUGGAAAAGAAUGCGAUUGGUGGUCACUGGGCGUAUGCAUGUAUGAAUUAUUAAUAGGUUAUGCCCCAUUUUAUGCGGAAUCACUUGUGGAAACCUAUGGAAAGAUAAUGAAUCAUGAGUCUCAUUUGAUAUUUCCCGACGAUGAGGUGGAAAUAUCAGAUGAGGCAAAGAAUCUUAUUAGGGGUCUAAUAGCCCCAGCUAAUAUCCGCUUCGGAAGUAGCGGAAUUAGUGAUUUUCAAAGUCAUCCUUUCUUCAAGGGCAUUGACUGGGAACGUAUAAGAGAUCAACCAGCACCCUAUAUACCAGAAGUUUCGGGUGAUGCUGAUACAUCAAAUUUUAGUUUCGACGAUAGUGAUUAUAAUCCGCCCCAGGAGUCAAGAAGACCUUCAGGGGAAAAUACGUUUACUGGUCACCAUUUACCUUUUAUUGGUUUUACUUAUUCUAAAAACUUAAUUUUUUCUGAUUUGGGAUGCUUAAAUUCAUUAUCAGAGGAGCCAACACAGGCGCCAACGACUCCUGAGAAAGAAUCAAUUACGCUUCAAGCUAAAGAUAAAAGAAUUCAGAAGCUUACUAUUGAAAAAAAUGAACUUGUAAAAAAGUUGGCUGACACGAGAAAUCUCUUGCAAAGACAGGCAUUCGGAGAAACUCAAGAUAUGUCAGAUGCUUCAAAUAUAUCAACUUUACAAUUAGAUUUACAAAGAGAAAGAGAGGAAAAAGAAAAGUUAAAAGAGAUAUACGAAAAUAUCAAGUUAGAACUAGAAGAUUCAAAAUUUGAAUUAAGUGAUUAUAAAGAAAUAAGCCAAAGGAAAGUUAAGGAUAUGGAGAUAAGUAAAAUUAAAGCAGAGAACCUACGAGCUGAUGCCGAAAACGACAGACGAAGUCUUGAAGAGAGACUAAAAGUUCAAGCAAAAGAAUUGAGAGAAGCUAAUAUGCAAAAAGACUUAUCCUUGAAUCAAUGGAAGAAAGUCACAGAGCAAGUGACCAGUUUAGAGGUUGAUAAUAAAAGAUUAUUGAAGCAAUAUGAAAUAAACUUGAAAGAAAUGGAAGAAGCUAUUAGCAAAUAUGAGGAAACGAAGAGCGAAUUAAGAGUACUUGAGAAAAACAGUAGACAGAUGCAAUAUGAUUUGAAAGAAGCUCUAAAAGAGGGAAGUAAUGCAAAGAGUGAUAAAGAAAGAUUAGAAAAGUUGUAUAGAGAUGUAAUAAAUGACUCCAGUGGUAGAAUUGUCUCCAAUAAUGGAACAUCAGAAAGUGAAAUAUCACGCAAAGAAAUAGACAGUCUUCUUAAGAAUCACGAAGAAGAGAUAUCCCGCAUGAAAUCUGAUCAUCAACAGGAAGUUAAGAUUCUCGAGGAUAAGAUCGAUGAGAUAAGCAAUUUACUUGUCGAAUUGACGAAUAACGGAGAAAAGUUGAAGCAGAGCCAUGCAGAGUUAAUGGGAAAGCAUGCGUUGGAAAUUGAUCGGAUUAGAAAGGAGGGUGAGGAGGUUAAGAUUAAACUGGAGAAGAGAUGCUGGGAAAGCGAACACAAAUUGAAUUUAGUCGAAAAUACCAUACAGAAAGCCGAAGAAGAAAAUAGGGUACUUAAGAGAGAUCUCGAACAAAAAGACGCUCAAAUAUCUCAUUGGGAAAGUCAGUUUAUUGAAUUAACUCAAUGGGUAUCGGAAGAGAAAGUAUCACGAGGUUACCUUCAAGCCGUGGCCUCAAAGGUUGCUGAAGAAUUAGAACAAAUAAAGGGAUCUGCAGGCCCACUUACAGAUCAUACGAACACUCUGAAAAAUAGACGAUCUCAAAGGGUUGAUAAAAGCUCACUUUUAGAAUGUCAAGCAAGUUUAAGAGCCGAAAUAAGGCAAAAGGAAGAAAUGUCGAAAGAACUACAAGAUACUCGCAAAGAAUUAUUGGAGCGCGAAAAGGAAUUAAAAGAUAAGAAGUCAGUUCUUCAAAAGAAAGAGGACGAAAUAACUAGCCUUAAAAAUAAGAUUCAAGCUCUCGAAGUUACCAGUUACGCAUUUCAAGUGCCGAGAGAUACAUCUGAAUCAUCAUUCUUCAGUUUUCGGGACUCUGUUUAUCAACAACGCGAGGAAUUCAAAGUAAAACUUGUCAAAAGUCAGUCUCGAAUUAGCGCAUCACAUCAAAGUUUCAGCGACACUAAUGAAACGUUUGAUAAGGAAAAUGAUAUAAAAUCGGGCGAUGUCUCAUCUCAAAGUGUUCACUCAUCUUCUUCAGAAUCUUUAUCUAAACAAUUAGUAAAGAAUGACUUCAAAGGUUCUCAUAAAUAUGAAGUCAAAACAUGGUAUCAUCCAGUGAAGUGUAGUCAUUGUACAUCAUUAAUGGUUGGAAGAAGGCGGCAAGGAUAUUAUUGUAGAGUAUGCUCGUUUACUUGUCAUAUAGAUUGUGAUAAGGUAGCAAAUAUUCCUUGUCCGGUUACACCUGACGAUCUGCAAAGACCAAAGGGUAUUGAUCCAGUUAAAGGGGUGGGUACUGCUUAUGAGGCUCUUUUACAAAUACCCAAACCGGAUGGCGGUGUUAAAAAAGGAUGGAUACGCUUAUAUGUAGUAGUAUGCGAUUAUAAAUUAUUUCUCUUUGAACUAAAUGCCAAUGGAGAUCCAACUAAUCUUUUAUUGAAUGUUAUUGAUAUGAGAGAUGAACUAUUUGCUGUACGUGAAGCUACUGAGAACGAUGCUAUACAUGCCGACAAAAAGUUAUUACCUCAAAUUUUCCUAGUAACAACCUCACUGUUACAAGCCACCUCUCAAAAUGCCGAACAUAAUAUACUCUUCUUAUGUGACUCACCAAAGCAACGGAAAUGCCUUGUUGGUGCUCUUUCCGAACUUCGAGAAAUUUUACAACAACAUAUCAGCAGUGAAUCAUCUAUCGUCUCCAAACUUAUAUAUGACUCGUCUGUUUCUGCUGUUCACAAGCUGCAUUGCGCCUGCAUAUUGAACGAAUCGAAACUGCUAUUGGGUAGCGAAGAAGGCGUUUAUCUUGCUGAUUUAUUAACAGAUGGUCUAGUUAGAUUAGGGGAAAAGAAAGUUAUAUAUCAAAUUGAAGUAUCCAAGGGCGCAAAAUCCGUUUUGAUUUUGGCGGGGAAACAGAGAUACGUUCGAACGGCUCCUCUCGACGCUGUUCUUAAAGCUAGCGAAGCAGAAUGGAAAACUGAAUGGAGGAAAUUAACCGAAACAAAAUUUUGUACAAGAUUCUCACUUCAUACUUUACCCACCGCUGUUUUACUAUUAGUUGCCAAAGCUAGAACAAUUCAAAUCCUUCAACUUACCCACGGAUCCUUAAGAAAGCGUGCGGACAUUACAUGCAUGGAUAAUAUAGUAUUUAUGGAAAUGCAAAAGAAUAAUAUAUUAAGUGUGGGCUGUUCAAAUUUAACGUUUAGCCUUUACGAUGUUCAAUUUGAUAAUCCUGCUGCAACGCCUUUAAUCAAUAAAGAAGAUGAGAACUUAAAGUAUCUUGUGGAUAUGAGAAUAUCUGAUAAAAGUAUGAGCGUAAUAACAAUUGUUGAUGUUAAGCAAGCUGCUAAACAGGAAUGGCUUCUCGUCUUCUCAGAUAUUGGUGUGUAUGUUGAUAAAAAUGGGUGCAAAUCAAGGUUUACUGAGUUAUUAUGGCCUUCGCCCAUUGAUAACGCGUCCAAGAGAGGACGACUAUUAAUCGCUUACUCCCGUCUAAAUGCAUAUGUUUACGACGUUGUUUCCGGUUCAUGGAUUCAAACUAUACCUUAUAAAAAAGCUAAACCAUUGUGUUCUGACGGUUCUUUGUGUUCUGUAACUAUUUCUGAUGCUCCGCAUUUAAUAUAUACUAGACCUAAAAAAGACGAGAAUGGUUCUGAUUUUCCUGACGAGUUAACGGAUUUCAAUAGUCGAAGACCUAAUUAUAGAAAUAGUAAAAGAAUGAUGAAGGGUCAAACGGAUGCUCAAAAACGCCUGUCACUGCCAUUAUUGUUUUCAUCAAGUGGAUCAGAUAUCCGAAUGAAAAAGAAUAGUAUUUCUGGUCCAGCUAACUUUCAACAUAUACAACAUGUAGGACAUUCUCAAUAUAAAGCAGCUGUUGAUGCAAGCAGCAAAGUGGAAUUACGAACUGGACGUAGAAUAUCUGGUCCUACUAAUUUUAAACAUUUAGAACAUUAUGGACCCUCUAUGUCUCAAAUGCCACCUUUAAUUGACAUUCCGCAGAAAGCUAACGAGAGUAGAGAAAAGGCAGCUAACGUUCCGAAGCGUGCAUUGUCCUCCACAUCUGCCGGUCAACUGAAUGAGUUGGUUAUGCAUGUUAAAACAGCAACUAGUGGAAUUAAGCGCCAAACGUCUGGGCACAGUGUGAAAAGCAUGCCUCCUUUGCAAAUACACCGUCCCGCUGAGCAGGAUCCAGAUGAAGAUAUCAGCGAUGAAAUUAUACAGCAAGUCAUGUCAAGACCGCCUCCAGAAGGUGGCAUUCCGGAAGAAGAUUGUUCAAGUUGUUAA
Dimorphilus gyrociliatus is the source of this 5476-nucleotide messenger RNA. The record is from the annotation of a GenBank genome assembly. NCBI's taxonomy places the organism in Eukaryota, Metazoa, Annelida, Polychaeta, Dinophilidae.